Messenger RNA from Nematolebias whitei (Rio pearlfish), 1115 nucleotides. It is a transcript of the gene adat3, whose product is annotated as adenosine deaminase tRNA specific 3. The transcript is spliced from 2 exons. Gene Ontology annotation, molecular function: tRNA-specific adenosine-34 deaminase activity. The record is from RefSeq and is a predicted model, not a curated record. Gene Ontology annotation, cellular component: cytoplasm; nucleus. NCBI's taxonomy places the organism in Eukaryota, Metazoa, Chordata, Actinopteri, Cyprinodontiformes, Rivulidae. The coding region runs from base 69 to 1103 and encodes 344 amino acids.
UUUAUGAGGUUACACAUUCGUGGCAGCAGGCGGACUCUGAUAAAGUGCUCAUUUAAUCGAAAAGAUAGAUGUCCACGGAGGAAGACACGGAAACAAUGGAGCCUCAGAAGAAACGCUGGAAAUGCUCCGCGUGCGACUCGGACUCCUGGGUCGCCUAUCCCGUUCUGUCAGAUGAGCAGUCACGAGACGUGGAGCUGGUCGAUGCGUUCGCCGCCCCGAUCGUCAACAAGAAGGAGACGUCUCGGCUCAUCCGGGAGCUGAGCGACCUCUACCCGCUGAACGGACUUCAGCACAUCAAGAGGGUACGAGCCUGUAAGGACAAAGGCAGCCCCCAUCCUCUGGAAGUCCUGGUGUGCCUGGUCAGGGAUGUGGUCAGCGUCGACUCGCUCCUACUUGGAGGUGGAGUCAAAUGGGACGGACUAGGUGAGCCCUUUGUGGUUAAGAUCCCAGCACGGCCCCCGCUGACCCGACCUCAGUUUGAACUGGCGAGCCAGCGUUGGCCCACAUCCUUUCAUGAGGACAAACAGGUGACGGUCGCCCUGCGAGGGGAGCUCUUCAGCCCCCAGCAGAAGGCCACCAUGCACAGGUUCAUGUUGUCCGCGGUGACCGCUGCUGAAGCUGCUCGGCAGCUGGGGAUGGAGGCAGUCGGGGCCGUCGUCGUCGACCCCGAGAAGGAGCAGAUCGUAGCGGUCGGCCAUGACUGCAGAGGCGACCACCCCCUUCAUCAUGCGGUCAUGGUCUGCGUCGACCUCGUGGCUCGAAGUCAGGGAGGGGGAUCUCAUUGUUUUGACAGUUACACGAACUGUAGGUAUACGUCACUAAAGGACCUGUCCGGUCCAGAUGUGGGCCCUCAGCCGUACAUCUGCACCGGGUACGACCUGUACGUCACCAGGGAACCUUGCGUCAUGUGCGCCAUGGCGCUGGUGCACUCCAGGAUCGGACGGGUUUUCUACGGGGCCGCUUCUGCCGAUGGAGCGUUGGGGACUAAAUUUAAAAUCCACUCUCAGAGAGACCUGAACCAUCGGUUUGAAGUGUUCAGAGGGGUCCUGAGCAGGCAGUGCGAGGGUCUGUACGGUUCGGAAGAACCCAGGACCAAAGUUUAGAAGGAAAUAAAC